This is a messenger RNA of Plasmodium inui San Antonio 1, 180 nucleotides long. RefSeq lists its product as hypothetical. NCBI's taxonomy places the organism in Eukaryota, Apicomplexa, Aconoidasida, Haemosporida, Plasmodiidae. Bases 1 to 180 code for a protein of 59 amino acids. The record is from RefSeq and is a predicted model, not a curated record. The transcript has 2 exons.
AUGAAAGAGAAUUCUCAAGGAGAAUAUCAACAUAAUUCAAACAGCAACUUCGGCGGCCGAAAAGAUCGUAUCGAAAACUAUCCCCCAAUCCAAAAGUUUCCCUCACCAACAACAACCCAGAGGUUCGAAGAACAACAACAACAAAACAAUCCAGAUCUAGAACAAAGAGAGGAAAGAUGA